Messenger RNA from Emiliania huxleyi CCMP1516, 2388 nucleotides. RefSeq lists its product as hypothetical. The coding region runs from base 1 to 2388 and encodes 795 amino acids. Lineage: Eukaryota; Haptophyta; Isochrysidales; Noelaerhabdaceae. The record is from RefSeq and is a predicted model, not a curated record. Gene Ontology annotation, biological process: signal transduction. The transcript has 2 exons.
AUGGCCGCGGUGGUCGUCGCUGUCGCAGGAAUGGCGCUCCUCUUGUACUGCGUGCUCGCCCGCAUCGAGGCGUGCGGUCGCUUUGGUCGCAAUAAGCGGCGGCUCGCCCGCAUCGAGUCGCAAGUGGGCUUCCAGCCCAAGUUCAAGAUCGUCGUCAGCUUCUACCAGGUGGCUGGUACGCUCGGCCCCGUCUACGGUGUCCGCCUCCACGAGGACUUUACGCGCUGGACAGACUUCAUGGACGCGAUCAGCCUAGACCUAAUCGGCCUCACCUACCCGGGCGCGUGCAUCGGCUCGAUGGGAGACCGGCUCUUGCUCGCAGGCUUGUGGCCACUUGCGGCCAUGAUUCUCGGAGGUGCCGCCCUCGCCUGCUACGCGUUCGUAGAGUGGCAUCGGUCUGGUCGCGCCGACGGCCUCCGGCGCGACCUCGUCCGUGCUACGCUGCGCCGCCUCCUCUACUGGGCCAUCCUCGUCGCCUACCUUGCGCUCCCCUCCGUGUCUCGCUCCAUCUUCAGGGCGAAGCAGUGCGAGUCGUACGACAUCAACGACUUCACUGGGGAGAGGCGCAGCUACCUCGUGGCCGACCUCGACGUGCUCUGCAGCGCCGACGACGAGGAGUACCGCGGCCUCGACGCGUACUUCUGGGCCUUCUUCGCCCUCUGGCCGGUGCUCGUCCCGCUAGCCUUCCUCGUGCUGCUGCUCUGGAUCCGCAGAGCCGUGCGGGCGCAGCGAAUCAGCCCUCUCGCCCGGGCCAGCCGCUUCCUCUGGCGCGACUACGACCCGGCCCUUCUCUUCUGGGAGGUCAUCGACCUGGGCCGCAAGCUCUUCCUCGCCUCGCUGGUGCUCUUCAUCCAAACUAAUGACGGCUCGAGCAAGCUCCUCCGCCUCCUCGUCGCCUCUGUUGUCUCGGGCCUCUACCUCGCCGCCCUCGCCCUCGCCCGGCCCUUCAAGCGCGCCGACGACCUCUACCUCGCUGGCACCGCCAAUUUGUUGCUCAUGUGCUGCUUCGUCUUGGGGGUGGUCGUCCAGCUGUGCGAGAGCGACGACGACAUGUGCAAGGCCCUCGUCGGUUUUGAGAGCGCGCGCGGCGCAAGUGCGUUUGUAGUCGCGCUCACCGCCGCAAUGCUCGCCGCGUCGCUGCUCAUCAUUGUCCUCAGAAUCGCCAGCGCCGUCCGCGCGCCCACCAUCCGCCUCGCCUCCUCUGGCCGACGGCCUGCCCUCGAGCUGUCCCCCGAGUGCCACUUCCACGGCUUCAUCUCGCACGCGUGGGGGACCGGCCAGGACCAGACCCACACCAUCGUGAGGCGACUACAGCUUCUUCUCCCCGGCGUCCGGAUCUGGCUCGACGUCGACAGCCUCGACGACGUUGGGAUGCUGGAGGAGUCUGUGGCCGACGCCAUGACCUUCCUACUCUUCAUGAGCGCCGGCUUCUUCAAGAGCUACAACUGUCGCCGCGAGCUGUACGCGGCGCUCGCCUCGAACCGGCCCUUCAUCCCGAUCCACGAGGCGGACCCGGCAAAGGGCGGCGCCUCGAUCGCGGCGCUGAAGGCCGAGUGCCGCGAGAACUGCGUCGAGGCCGCCCCGCCAGCCUACCCUUCCUACGGCGGGCCAGAAGAGAUGCUCGCGCGCGUGUUUGAGGAGGCGGAGCCGAUCGUGUGGGUGCGGGUGAACGCCUUUCAGCUCGAGUCGCUCAAGGCUGUCGCGCUGCGCAUGCUGCUGCACUCUCCGUACUACGCGAGCCGCCCGGCUGAGCUUGAAGCCGGCCUGAUGGUGCCUCGCCAGCCGGGGCCCUAUGCCUUCAUCGGCCCCGUCACCAUCCUCGUGUGCCGCGGCAACAAGAGCGCCGUCGGCGUCGCAGGGGAGGUCGUGACGGCGGCGGGCGAGGGACACGGCUCUGCUGAGACCAACGCUGAGAUGGUUGUGAUCCGCGAUGCGGAGGAGGCGCUCGAGGGAGCCAACGCGGCCCCGCUCUCCGGACACGUAGUGCUCCUGCUCUACCUGAACGACAAGACCUUCCUGGACGCCAGCGGUGCCGUCGCGCGCCUCGUGCAAGCGGCGAUGGACCGGGGCAUCGCCAUCGCCCCGGUCCACGAGCAGGAUCCUGCGAGCGGCGGCGUCCCUUUCCGUGCCUUUUUCCAGCAGACGCCGCAGGUGCUGCAGCAGCCGCCCUACGAGCUCUACGACACACUCGCCGUGCCGCUCUACCCGUCGGUGGAGCACCGCAAGGUGAGCCUGCGGCUCGUGCUGCGCAGCAUGGGCGCGGUGCCGUGCGACGCGGGGCUGCUCCGGCGGCAGUGGCAGCUCCUCCGCCACCACAUGGCGGUGGUGCGCCCCGUGCGGCGGCGGCCCGGAGAGCCGCGGGAGUCACAAGCGGACGGGCAGCCGUAA